AUCCUGGGCAACGCACUUGUUCUGUCAUCAUCGUCCACUUGAAACCAAAAGAGAGAAGAUUUGUGAUCGCUAAGAAAUUUCUCUAUUUUCAGAUCAAAAUUGAUGUCGAAAUCUAGGGUUUAUACAGAUGUUAACGUUGUUUGUCCAAAAGAGUAUUGGGACUACGAGUCUCUCGUUGUUCAAUGGGGUCAUCAAGAUGAUUAUGAGGUUGUGAGGAAAGUUGGUAGAGGAAAAUACAGUGAAGUUUUCGAAGGCAAAAACGUCAAUACGAAUGAACGUUGCGUUAUCAAGAUCCUCAAACCCGUCAAAAAGAAGAAGAUAAAGAGGGAGAUCAAAAUACUGCAGAACCUAUAUGGUGGACCAAAUAUUGUUAAGCUGUAUGAUAUUGUCAGAGAUGAGCACUCCAAAACACCUAGCUUGAUAUUUGAGUUUGUCAACAGUGUGGACUUUAAAGUAUUGUAUCCUACAUUGACUGAUUACGAUAUCCGGUACUAUAUUUAUGAGCUUCUUAAGGCACUUGAUUUCUGCCAUUCUCAAGGAAUAAUGCAUAGGGAUGUCAAGCCUCACAAUGUCAUGAUAGAUCAUCAGCUGCGUAAACUUCGUCUGAUAGAUUGGGGUCUUGCUGAGUUCUACCAUCCUGGAAAAGAGUAUAAUGUUCGAGUUGCUUCACGAUACUUCAAGGGUCCCGAGCUGCUAGUGGAUCUACAGGAUUAUGACUAUUCUUUAGACAUGUGGAGCCUUGGCUGCAUGUUUGCUGGCAUGAUAUUUCGCAAGGAACCGUUCUUUUAUGGUCAUGAUAAUCAUGAUCAACUUGUCAAAAUCGCCAAGGUGUUGGGAACCGAUGAGUUAAACACUUACCUUAAUAAAUAUCAGCUGGAUCUUGAGCCUCAACUGGAAGCACUUGUUGGGAGGCAUAACAGGAAACCAUGGUCCAAGUUUAUUAAUGCCGACAACCAACACUUGGUCUCGCCAGAGGGCAUUGAUUUUCUCGAUAAGCUUCUUCGGUAUGAUCAUCAAGACAGAUUGACCGCAAGAGAAGCUAUGGAUCAUCCAUAUUUCGCUCAAGUUAAAGCCGCAGAGAGCAGCAGACUACGAACUCAGUAAAACCCAAGCUUGAUUGUUGUUACUACUAUUUUUGAACCAAAAACAUUGUGAUGUUGUUGUUGUAACCCCAAAAACACCAGAAGUUGUAACAAAAUUGUGGUAGUUGUUUUAUACU
Messenger RNA from Arabidopsis lyrata subsp. lyrata, 1219 nucleotides. Its product is annotated as casein kinase II subunit alpha-3. The transcript has 10 exons. Bases 103 to 1104 code for a protein of 333 amino acids. NCBI's taxonomy places the organism in Eukaryota, Viridiplantae, Streptophyta, Magnoliopsida, Brassicales, Brassicaceae. Gene Ontology annotation, molecular function: ATP binding; protein serine/threonine kinase activity. Gene Ontology annotation, biological process: protein phosphorylation. The record is from RefSeq and is a predicted model, not a curated record. Gene Ontology annotation, cellular component: protein kinase CK2 complex; cytosol; nucleus.